Messenger RNA from Hordeum vulgare subsp. vulgare (domesticated barley), 1969 nucleotides. RefSeq names its product acyclic sesquiterpene synthase-like. Gene Ontology annotation, biological process: diterpenoid biosynthetic process. Gene Ontology annotation, molecular function: magnesium ion binding; terpene synthase activity. The transcript is spliced from 11 exons. Bases 90 to 1910 code for a protein of 606 amino acids. Lineage: Eukaryota; Viridiplantae; Streptophyta; Magnoliopsida; Poales; Poaceae. The record is from RefSeq and is a predicted model, not a curated record.
CACACACACGCGGUUUCAGUUAGUUAGUAGUACAUCACUUCCUCGUGCUAAACUGCUUAUUAGUCUUCUACACAUCGAUUGAUCGUGUGAUGGCGGCAAUGAUGGUCGUGAAUACGCCGGCCAGUUCUUCUAUCACGCGGCCGAACGCUGGCUACUCCUCCUCCGGCGGCGGCCUACCAUGCAGGGUGCUGCAGAUGCGACCGAGUAGAGCUCCCCGGCCUGCCGUCGCUAGAGCAGUCGCCAAGAACAGGCCGGAAGUCGGAGGAAAUGCUGCGAGCAUGCCAAAUCUGGUCGAGAAGAAUGCUAGAGAGACUCGAACAAAGAAGCAGCUCCACAAACCUCAAGAAGCGCCAACGUAUCAGGAAAGUAUACAUCGCCAACUUUCCAUGGUGGAUGUGCUCCAAAAGAUCGGUAUAUCUCGGCAUUUCGCCAGUGAGAUCAAGAGUAUCCUGGAUUUUACAUACAGUUAUUGGUUACAAAGAGAUGAGAUCAUACUGGGCGCGGAGACAUGUGCCAUGGCGUUCCGCAUCUUACGGAUGAAUGGGUACAAUGUAUCAGCUGAUGGCCUGUCGCAUAUCUCCACCGAUCUGAGUGACACGAGAUCUUUGUUGGAAUUAUACAAGGCUUCACAAGUUAGCACUUCGGACGAUGAGUUGAUUCUGGACAGUAUCGGAUCCUGGUCAGGUCACCUACUGAAGCAACAACUGACAUCUACUGAGGCUCAAAGAGCCCCACUCCUAAGAGAGGUAGAACAUGUUCUUGAUAGCCCCUUCUACACCAUGUUGGAUCGUCUCGAGCAUAAGAGGAACAUCGAACAAUUUGAUGUAAUCGAGCAUCCCAUCCUACAAUUGACUUGGCAGACAAAUCAAGAUCUCCUAGGUUUGGGUGUCAUGGAUUUCUAUACAAGUCAAUCUAUUUACCAACAAGAAUAUCAACAUCUCGACAGUUGGGUGAAAGAGAGCAGGCUGAACCAGCUACCUUUCGCACGACAGAAGUUGGCAUAUUUCUACCUCUCAGCUGCCAGCACCAUGUUCCCUCCAGAGCUAUCUGAUGCUCGCAUCCUAUGGGCCAUGAAUGGUGCACUCACAACAGUUGUCGAUGACUUCUUUGAUGUCGGGGGAUCAAAAGAUGAAUUGGAGAACCUCACCGCAUUGGUCGAGAUGUGGGAGAAUCAAGAGGAAACCGAGUACUUCUCUGAACAAGUCGAGAUCGUGUUCUCUGCAAUCUAUAGCUCAGUGAACGAGCUUGGAUCAAAGGCUUCCGCAGUUCAAGGUCGCGAUGUCACUGGUCACCUAGUAGAAAUCUGGCAAGAAUUGCUACGGAAUAUGAUGACCGAGGUGGAAUGGAGAACGAGCGGAUACGUGCCAACUCUAGAUGAGUACAUAGAAAAUGCGGUUGUGACAUUUGCGUUGGGCCCAAUUGUGUUGCCGGCUUUGUAUUUUGUUGGACCAAAGAUCACGGAGUCUAUGGUCAUAGAUCCUGAGUACAGUGAGUUGUUUAGGCUGAUGAGCACCUGCGGCCGUCUUCUGAACGACGUCCAAACCUAUGAGAGGGAGUACAAAGAGGGUAAACUGAACAGCGUCUCUCUACUCGUGCUUCACAGUGAUGGCUCUAUGACCAUACCAGAAGCCAGGAUGAAGUUGCAAAAGCCCAUAGACACGUGUAGAAGAGACCUCCUAAGGUUGGUCCUCAGGGAAGAUAAUGUCAUACCUAGGCCUUGCAAAGAACUGUUCUGGAACAUAUGCAAGACAUGCUACUUUUUCUAUUAUGAGGGAGACGCAUUUAGCUGCCAAGAGGAGAAGGCUGGUGCGGUGGAUGCGGUGAUACAUGAUCCACUCCAACUCCCGAUGAAUCUACUCUCUGAACUCGAUUUAUCUACUUUGCGUGAGAGAAUAAAGAUUGAGUAUUAACUCAUUUUUAUACUGUUGUGCGCGGUCAUUUGUGAAGAUGCAUAUCCAUCCUUGUGUUA